AUGCGCUGGGACAUACGUGAACUGCCAUGGGAUAAGUUCGUGGACAGGGUGCGCUCGCAUUACGGCGAAGAGCACUUUCCCGUCGGGGUUGCGCCGAGGAGGGAAUUCGAAGUCAGCGGAGACGGCAGUUACGAUUUGCUACCAUCUGCCGGUGUGUUUGUAUCUGUUCGUCGCGGCGACCUCGUAUGGUACACGGGCAGUGUCCGCCGGGACGAUUACAAGAUGGCACAUCAGCAUCGUCUGUUCGAAUACGGACCGGCACUCACCGAGGACAACGCGGCCGAUGUUACGCCAGCAACCGACGCGGACGAACUCGAUGCGGACGAGCACCGCCCGGACGACCCGGGCGCUAUCGCGCCUUUGCGUGAUAUACAGCUUUGGCUUGGCGAAGUGCAGGAGGUCUUCAGCAUGGAGAUUGUGGAGGACGGCGUGUCUCUUCGCCGUACGUACCUGGGCUUGCGCGGUUUUGCCACAGGCGGGUGGCUGAAGAAGGCGUUUCCCACGCGCUGGCGACGGAUCCAAGACUUGAUCGUAAGCUUGCAUCCGCGCGAACACGUCAAGACGGACUUGUGGGAGUUUUGCCGCGCCCACGACAUUGUCGCAAAAGCUGCCCCGGUUGCGCUAGAUGACUCGGGCAUGGACCCACUGCCGCCGUUGGCCGCAACUGAUACCGCUCGCGCCUUUGUGAAGCCCGGUGUCGUACACUUCGCAGACGAUAUCCGAAACGGGAAGCAACAUCGACCGCUGGAGUUCCGUACGCCUCCUGCUUACAGCCCUAUCGCAUGCGAAGCGGAGAGUUGCGCUGCUCACGCCGACGAGGAAGAUGGGGACCGGCCGGUUCGUGCCAACGAGGAGGCCGAGGAGCGUUUCGCUCGCGCAUACAGGCGUGGCGACGACGAAAUGGCUCGUUGCCCCGUCUGCCUCAGCUGGUUUCACGUCAAAUGUUUGAAACUCGCUGACCCAGACGACAAGUGGAGUCGAUUGCGCGUGCAAUGGAACGGUGGACGCCUUCAAGGUCCUCCAACGAGGCGGGAGCCCAAUCUCGCUCCGGCCGAGUUCCUUCCAGCUGCUCGCGACCUCUGGGUUCGCGCCGACCCGCCCGUACGUACCUGGGGUCGCGCCGCAACGGCUGUAUCUCACGCGACAACGAGAGCAAUGAAGGAGAUUGGUCCGCUGGGAGUGACGGACGGGCUUGCAUAUCGUGCCCUCUGCGCGUCCGUUAUGCAGCGGGGGGAUCAGUUUACGGAUUGGAUGACUGAAACGGAAAGCGCAGAAUGUAUUGGUAUGAUGGAAGGGGACAAGCCUCUCGAGGACUACGAUAUGUACAAAUGUGGCUGCUGUAACAAUGUAAUGUAG
Messenger RNA from Peniophora sp. CBMAI 1063, 1356 nucleotides. NCBI's taxonomy places the organism in Eukaryota, Fungi, Basidiomycota, Agaricomycetes, Russulales, Peniophoraceae. The record is from the annotation of a GenBank genome assembly.